AUGGAAUACUCAUCAGACUUAGCUGAGCCUGCUGCCUGUGUCUCAGUGCACCUCAACUUGAACUCGGUUUUUGGUUUACUUGAGGCAGAUGUUGGAAUGCUUAUAAGCUGGUAUGCUUCUAUCAAAUCCAUUGUUGUUAUGAGACCCAUUGUUGCAACAGCUCCAACUCGACUCUGGUUAUCAAUCACCCCGCUCUAUCAUACUCAGCCAUCUCGUAACACUCUUAGGAUGCCUAUUCGACAAAUGAACAACCCAUCAGCUUUGAUCCAAACGAUCCCAACUCUGGACGGCAAUUCGACACUUCCUCGUCCGAAUAACACCGACUCAAAGGAGAGCAAACUCGCUGUCCGAUCCCCGGAACAACGAGGCUACAACCCUGAGGACUACGGCGCCGACUGGGACACAUUGUCCGAUAUGGCGAUAUCGACAAUUCAGCUGACACUCUUGGUGGACCUCUCAAUUCGCUACGAAGGUGUCAAGCCUGCUCACAAACUUUUCUCGACCAUAUGUGACACAUACGAGAAAAAUACUCGAGCUAGGCGACUUCAACUUGAAGACGCUUUCUGGACGGCGCGACAAGAUCCGAAUCAACCGAUAGCAAAAUGGAUUGCUCGAGUCCGUAUAGCAGCCUCGGACCUCUCAAGUGUGAAGUUAACACCAGCCGACCAGCAGAUAUGCAAUCGACUACUGCGGGGCCUCGACGAGUCAUGGAAAACCAUACGAGACCACCUAGUCUACUCGCCGACUGAAAUCUCUUUAGACAAUACAAUUGGUGCCCUUGAGGCACAUGAGAUUUCAACCUCUACGACUCUUGACUUCACAAACUCAGAGCACGCCGCUGCUGCUGCAGCAAAGCAAAAAGGACAACCUCAUUGCUAUCGAUGCGGUGAAAAAGGCCACCACUCAACCGACUGUCCUAAUCAACAGAACAGGGUAAAGUUCAAAAACCCUGCGAAACAAUCCGAGGCGCGCGCGGGGGCGACUUCUGUGGCAACUCUAGGCAACUACACCUCAGGAGAUAAAGACGACAGCUUUGACGAUGAAAUUGACGUCUGGGGAUGA
Molecule: messenger RNA, 1062 nt
Organism: Puccinia graminis f. sp. tritici CRL 75-36-700-3
Lineage: Eukaryota; Fungi; Basidiomycota; Pucciniomycetes; Pucciniales; Pucciniaceae
Exons: 4
Coding region: 1-1062 (353 amino acids)
Molecular function (GO): zinc ion binding; nucleic acid binding
Source: RefSeq, a predicted model, not a curated record